Sesamum indicum (sesame) is the source of this 1758-nucleotide messenger RNA. Its product is annotated as putative pectinesterase/pectinesterase inhibitor 47. NCBI's taxonomy places the organism in Eukaryota, Viridiplantae, Streptophyta, Magnoliopsida, Lamiales, Pedaliaceae. The record is from RefSeq and is a predicted model, not a curated record. Gene Ontology annotation, molecular function: pectinesterase activity; enzyme inhibitor activity. Gene Ontology annotation, biological process: cell wall modification.
ACCAGUACACUUCAGAAAUCACCGAUCAAACUCAAAGGCCAAAAUGCCAAACCCACUUUGCACACUUCUCUUCUCGUCCCUCUUCAUCCUCUCUUUCGUUCCACCACCACUCUCCGCCCACUCUCCGCCGCAGCCACCGUCCUCUGCCUGCAGGUCCACCCUCUACCCCAAGCUAUGCCUCUCCAUUCUCUCCGCCUUCCAACACUCCCCCGCGAGUUCCGACAACUACAGCAAAUUCUCCGUCAAGCAGAGCCUCAAACACGCCCGCCGCUUGUCCGAUUCCAUCCUCCAUUUCCUCGCAAACAACACGAAACAAAAGUCCCUGAUGAGCUACGCCGAGAUCAGCGCGCUCAAUGACUGCCACCACCUCCAAGAACUCAAUGUCGACUACUUGGAAACCAUCACCGGCGAGCUGAAAACGGCGGAGAACAUGAGCGACGUGCUGGUGGGCAGAGUGCAGAGCUUGCUGAGCGCCGUCGUGACAAAUCAGCAGACUUGUUACGACGGGCUGGCGGAUGCGGGCAGCGGGAUUGCGAGGGCGUUGGCUGCGCCGCUCGGAGAUGCGGCUGCGAUGUACAGUGCUUCGCUUGGGUUGGUGACGCAUGCAUUGGGCAGUGGGCGGAGGAGGCGGAAGGGGGGUGGCGGAGUGUCGGGGCGGAGGGGGGCGAUGGAGUUGGAUUGGGCACGACUCCCCACUUCCGUGCUUAUCGAGAUCCUACACGCAUCGGAGGAGUCUCCCAAGGGCCGACGUCUUCUCGGAGAACUAGACAUGGAUGGUGGAAUUCAUGUCAACGAUACUGUUACAGUUAGCCCUUACGGAGGUGGCAACUUUACAACCAUAAACGAGGCCAUUGCUUUUGCGCCUAAUAACUCAGCGAUCGAGGAUGGCUACUUCAUCAUCUAUGCGAUGCAAGGUUAUUACGAAGAGUACGUUGUGGUUCCAAGAAACAAGAAGAAUAUAAUGUUGAUUGGAGAUGGGAUCAACAGCACUGUUAUUACUGGAAACCGGAGUGUCAUUGAUGGCUGGACCACCUUCAAUUCUGCCACCUUUGUUGUCUCCGGGGAACGUUUCGUUGCGAUCGACAUAACGUUCAAGAACACAGCUGGCCCAGAGAAGCACCAAGCCGUGGCAGUGAGAAACAACGCAGAUCUCUCCACAUUCUACCGUUGCAGCUUUGAAGGCUAUCAAGACACGCUCUACAUCCACUCCCUGAGGCAAUUCUAUAGAGAAUGUAACAUUUACGGCACUGUGGACUUCAUAUUUGGCAAUGCUGCUGCCGUCUUCCAAAACUGCAAUCUCUUUGCCCGGAAGCCAAUGCCUAACCAAAAGGUGGCCUUCACAGCCCAAGGCCGGACCGAUCCAAACCAGAACACCGGCAUAUCCAUCCACAACUGCACCAUCGAAGCUGCACCCGACUUAGCAAUGGACCUAUACUCAUCAAGUUUGAGCACGAAUUAUCUUGGCAGGCCGUGGAAAGAGUACUCAAGAACCGUGUACAUGCAGUCAUACAUCGGGAGCUUCAUUAAUCCGGUAGGAUGGUUGGAAUGGAACGGGACCAAGGGAUUAGACACCCUUUAUUAUGGAGAGUACGAGAAUUAUGGUCCAGGUGCUAAUACAAGCAUGAGAGUGCAGUGGCCUGGUUAUAGUGUAAUGAAUGCUUCUGAAGCCUUCAACUUCAGUGUAUAAUUUAACUAUGGGGGAUACCUGGUUGCCCGAUACUACCAUUCCAUUCUCUGCAGGAUUGCUGCAGUACUGAU